Molecule: messenger RNA, 2880 nt
Organism: Eremomyces bilateralis CBS 781.70
Lineage: Eukaryota; Fungi; Ascomycota; Dothideomycetes; Eremomycetales; Eremomycetaceae
Product: ubiquitin-protein ligase-like protein E3
Exons: 2
Coding region: 1-2880 (959 amino acids)
Biological process (GO): positive regulation of TORC1 signaling
Cellular component (GO): cytoplasm
Molecular function (GO): protein binding
Source: RefSeq, a predicted model, not a curated record
AUGGAGACCGCCAUUCGAUGGUCGCCCCACGCCACCGCCCAGAAACCGCGCUUCGUCCUCAUCGACGUCGCCGUCAAUCGAAUUCGCCUCUGCGAGAUCCAGAACAUCCACAAGCAGACCUCCCAGGUCCGCUACCGCCAAGUCGCGCAGCGUGACAACCUCCCGAACUUCACCGCCUUCGACUGGUCAAAGACGCACGAGAACCUGAUUGCGCUGGGCUCCCUCUCCGGCGAAGCAAACCUCCUACGUCUAGACGUCGACGCGACGGAGCCGGAGGCGCUGCGGUCGUUCCCCAUCAAGAGCCAGCGGAAAUGUAAUUCCAUCGCGUUCAGCUAUCGGAACCUGCUCGCGACGGGGCUGGAGCGGGUGCGGAGUGACUUUUGCUUGCAUAUUUAUGAUCUGAAUUCGGAGGGGCCAGCGGGGUCGCAGGAACCGAUUCGGAAAUUGUCGGGGUCGGAGGCCAUCACGAGUGUGAAGUUCUUUGCGCGGGAACCGGACCUGGUGGCAGCGGGCGUCUCGAGAAGUUGUAUUCGGAUAUGGGAUUUGAGAGAAUCCGCGACAAGUGCAACGGCGCAAUAUCCAACUCGCCAGGUACACAACCUAGCGAUUGAUCCGCUAGACGAUAACUACUUCGUCUCGGCCGGCCCGCCAGGUGACCCGGUUGUUUGUGUCUGGGACCGUCGCUUCGCCUCUCGAGCCGGCCCAUCUACUCCUUCUAGUUCUGAACCUCCGGGACCGCUGCUGGAGAUCAGGAACGCAAUCGAUACGAGCCAGCAUCGCCCGUCGAUCUGGAGCCUGCGGUUCUGUGGUGUCCGGCCAGGAUGUUUUGGAAUCUUGUCCAGCGCCGGUGAGAUCAAGGUGAUUGAGAUUGCUCGAUUUAACGCUGCUUCUGGAGGUAGAAACAGUGGUUAUGGUUCAGUGGAAGGAUCUGUUACGAAGCCGCAAUACCAUGCGUCAUUCACCCACAAUGUCACAUGGCCUUGGUAUGACAUGCACCGUGGACAACCAGAGAAUAACCACGUGAUGGCCUAUGACUUUAUGUCAGUUGGUCCCACGAAGAAUCAAUCCGUCAUCGCGCUUCGAUCAUCACGCGAGGUCGAGAUGAUUGAGAUUCCGUCAGCGCAGCCGGAGGUGGGUCUGAGCAACCUUGAUGACCUCCUCGUUUGGAAGGAGUCGAGAACGCUUGUGCCAUCCAACCCAUCCUUUGGGACGGUUGCAGAGGAACUGCUCGAUAUGCAGGUCCGAAAACUGGGUUCGGAGCACACUCGCAAAUCCGCUUCUGACCAGAUUGGCGGGGAGAUUGCGGCGAGGAUCGACAAGCUACACAUCGACAGCAGCGCAAGUACAACAGCGAAUGAUGCGUCCGGUUCCAACUGGGAUCUCCACGAGGAAUUACUCCAUAUCGGCUUCCCCAAGACAAAGCUGGAUUUCAGCGAUAUCCACACCUUGCUUUCCGUGCAACGUCGACGAUGCCAAGAGGGCUAUUUGUUCGAUGUGAAGAAGAACAAGUCCAUCGUAGCGAACGAUAGGUGGCUUGUGGAGAUGUGGGAUACCGUCAAACGGUUUGAAGAGUUGGCAGUAGACCGUGGAAUGAUCGGCAAUAACCUUGACUUGAGCUUCGUUGGAAUCGCGGGCAUUUGGAAGAAUUCCUUCGGAUCUAGCUACGUCAACCGAGUGCUAGGAAGCAGUUCUUCCGCCCAUGACGAGUUCAUCGACGCAGUUCGAGCCAUUGUAUCUGCCAAGGAACUCCCCGAAUACGAGGGAGUAGAGACGGCAUACCCCGAGCACCGACAGCUCUGCCUGGCAGUCUGCGGUUGGACUUUCGCUUCCGUAAACCGACUCCGUCAGAAGUGUCUCGAACUCAUCGAAAAUGGCGACCACUACAAAGCGAUUGCGAUGGCGGUGUUUCGUGGGAGGAAAACUUUGGCGCUGGAGUUGUUGAAACAGUGUAUCCGACAGAGACGCGUCGACAAUAUUGGUCUGGUGGCGGUUAUCGCAUGCGACACGGUUAAUGAGGAACAGCGAUCACUUUGUUCAUGGAUGGCCGACGAAACGAGCGAUCCCUACUUGAAAGCGUUACUAAGCUACUUCGUCAUCGGAGACUGGAAGGUUGUCGCGAGCAUGAACAAAAUCUCCCUCUCCGAGCGGAUCGGCGUCGCCAUGAAUUACUUGGACGAUGCCCGGCUCGGCGAAUUCAUUUCCAUCGAAGAGCAAGGUGUCAUCUUGUUCGGAAACAUCGAAGGCAUCAUCUUCACCGGCCUGACAGAUCGUGGCGUCGACCUCUUCCAGCACUACGUGGCCAAGUUCCACGACGUGCAGACCGCGGUGCUGGUGAUGGCACACACGAUCCCGCGAUACCUCAGCGACAUGCGCUUCGACUCUUGGAAAUCCACCUACCUGAACCAGAUGCAGGCAUGGCAGGCGUACGUCCCCCGCACCAAGUUCAACAUCCUCCACACCCGCAAGUCCAUCGGCCCCGACGGCAAACCCGUCAUGAAGCCUCCACCCGCCCCGAUCCGCGUCCGCUGCACGCACUGCCACGCCUUCCUUGGCGUCGACGCGCCCACCAAGACCAAAGAAACCCCCACGCCCGCCCCGAACACCCGCCGCAAUCCCGCCAUGAACUCCGGCAUCAUGUGCCAGCAGUGCGGCAAGGCGAUGCCGCGCUGCGGGAUCUGCAUGCAUUACCUGGGCAGCCCGGACCCGUCACGCAAGGGGGGCGUGGAGGCGCUGAAGGGGGAGGAGCUGAUGUCGAGGCAGAUUGUCUUCUGUGCGAAGUGUAAGCAUGGGAAUCAUGAUGGGCAUGCGAAGUUGUGGUUCGCGAAACAUCAGGUCUGUCCGGUGCCGGAUUGUCAGUGUAUGUGUGGGCUACUUCACUAG